Portunus trituberculatus (swimming crab) is the source of this 2955-nucleotide messenger RNA. It is a transcript of the gene Noc3, whose product is annotated as nucleolar complex protein 3 homolog. Gene Ontology annotation, biological process: DNA replication initiation. Gene Ontology annotation, molecular function: chromatin binding. The coding region runs from base 289 to 2910 and encodes 873 amino acids. Gene Ontology annotation, cellular component: nucleolus. The record is from RefSeq and is a predicted model, not a curated record. The transcript is spliced from 15 exons. NCBI's taxonomy places the organism in Eukaryota, Metazoa, Arthropoda, Malacostraca, Decapoda, Portunidae.
UGGGCCAGGCGAGGUAAACAAACCAGCGGAGCACGUGGCGGCGAGACGUGAGCGGUGUACAGGUGGGAGGUGGUUGUGCUGCCUUACUCUGUUACUUCCCGUAUUACCAAGCCCUCUGUCACCUCAAGGCCCAUCCUAGCCCCCUGCCAGCGUGUGUGGAGCAGUGCAGCCCCCCCCAGCCCCGCCACCGUGUGCUGGACUUGGGGGUAGCUGACUUGGGGCACUGACUACUAAAGGACCUGUGACGACUGUUGUUUUGUGUUAUAGCAGGCCGGUCUUCAAGCAGCCAUGGCGAAACGAGGCAGCAAGCUGGCGAAGAAGGCCAAGAAGAAGGGCCUCUCACAUGCCAAGAUCUCCAACAUCCGCAAGUACAAGAUGGCCAAGCGCGGGGAGAUGACAGAGGCGCAGCGCAAGAAGAAGAGGCAGGAGAAGAAGGCACAGAAGAAGAUGACGUAUGCUGAGCUGCGGGACAGAAAGAAGCAGGCCAAGGAGCGGAGGGAGAAGUUUGAGGCAGAGGAGGAGCUGUACCCUCUCACUGCUGAGGUGUCAGGUGAGGACAUGAUGAAGAUGAUGGACCCUGAGGACCUGACGUUUUUGAUGGAGAAGAAGGGGACCAAGAAAAAAAAAAAAGUUGAUGCCAAGGAAGGGAAGGAGGACUAUGAGAAUGAGGCACGCUCUUUUGAUGAGGUUCGUGAUGGCAAGAAAGUGAAGGGUCUGCUGCCGUACAAGACUGACAAGGGCAUCAUUCCAAGGUUCAAGGAGGUGGAAGAUGAGGAGGCAGAAAAAACAGGUGAGGAGAAAGGAGAGGAGGAAGAAGAGGAGGAGGAAGAGGAGGAGGAAGAGGAGGAGGAGGAAGAGGAGGAGGAGGAGGUGAAGAAGGUACCUGAAGAGAAAUCAACUAUUGAAUUCCUGAUAGAGAGAAAGAAGAAACUGGAUGAGAAGAAGAUCAAGAUUGGGUGUCUGGCGGCUAACUUCAUCCAGCACCCAGAGGAGAGGCUUUCAGGUUUCUCCAGCUUGCUGCACUUCAUGGAGGAAUCAGACCCAGACAUUGCACUGACCAUUAAGAAAUACACAGCGCUGAGUCUGCUGGAGGUGUUCAACAAGGUGAUCCCUCAGUACCCCAUUCAGAAACACGACAUCAGCGAGAAAUUGAAGAAGGAAACCAAGCAAGUGUAUUUUUAUGAGAACCAUCUCCUUUCUGGCUACCAAAUCUACCUGAAGGGUCUGGAGAGCAUGCUGUCUGAGUGUAUCAAGAAGACUAAGGUCCCCGCCAUGCAGGCUCUAGGGACCGUGGCAGUGAGGUGCUUCGGGGAGCUGCUGAACACACACAGCCACUUCAACUACACCAGCAACAUCAUCCAGGCCCUCAUCCCUGUCCUGAACCACCCCCACGAUCCGCUCUCCGACCUCGCCACCUCGUACCUCACCAAGAUGUUCAAGAUUGACAAGAUGGGCUACCACUCAUAUGAGAUAGUGAAGCGCAUCGACCACUUUGUGCGGCGUCGGUCCUUCAGGGUACGGCCAGAGGUCCUGCGAGUGCUGCUGGGGCUCAGGAUGAAGGACGCUUCUUCUCUGGACACCAUCAUUGAGUCUAAGCUGAGCUGCAAGCGCAAGAUGACCCACACAGAGAAGCUCCUUAAGAAGGUCACCGAGGAGCAGAAGAGGAAGAAGUCAAAGAAGGAGACGAAGCUGUUCCGUAAGAAGAGGAAGCUGGAGGAGCAGAUGAAGGGAAUUAAGGAGGAGAAGAUGAGUGAGGCACGCAAGAAACAGCACACCGGCCUCAUCCAGCUGGUGUUUGGCCUUUACAUCCACGUGCUCAAGAGGAGGCCAAACAACAAACUGAAUGCCGUGGUGCUGGAGGGGCUGGCCAGGUUCUCCCACUUGAUCAACAUUGAGUUCUUCGCUGACCUCCUCAAUGUGCUUGGUGGCCUCAUGUCAGAGGGAUCACUCAAGUUCCGAGAGUCCCUUCACUGUAUCCAGGUUGUGUUCACCAUUCUGGCCGGCCAAGGCGAGGUCCUCACUCUCGACCCCCACAGGUUCUUCACUUACCUCUACGCCAAUAUGUUCCGUCUCAGUGCUGGCAUGAACCACGAUGACAUACAGUCCGCCCUGGAGUCCCUGAGGCAGAUGUUGGUGGAGCACAAGAGGAAGGCCAACCCGGGCCGUGUGUUGGCCUUCAGCAAGCGGCUCGCCACCCUCAGCCUGGCCCUCCUGCACCACGGCACCAUCCCAGCCCUUACCACCCUGCGCAGCAUCAUCCUGGCUCACCCGCCAGUGGAGGCCCUCAUGGAGACAGACAUAGAGGGCACCAGUGGAGUGUUCUCAGCUGAGGUGGAGGAGCCGGAGCAUUCCAAUGCCGGUGCCUCCACCUUCUGGGAGUUCCACCUUCUGUCUAGGCAUUACCACAGCACAGUGCAGCAACUGGCAACACAUCUGCUGGCUGGUGUGCCCCUACAGGGAGACAAAACACUUCCCUACACACUCACAAAGAGAUCAGUAUAUGAGUUGUUUGAGGAAUACAACUCCAGUGAGAUGCGUUUUAAGCCCCCUGUGCCUCCCCCUGGCCAGCACCUCACCAACCAGGUCUGCAGCAGGACCAAGAAACGCAAGAGAGGGAAUAGGGACCACUAUGUCACUGACUUCAUGUUCACACAGGUUGAGACACUGAAAUCCCCACUUGUCAAUGGGCACACAAAAGACAAGAUCAAUGGCAUUCCUAAAGUUAAUGGUUUCACAGAGAACGUUGGAUAUUCAGGCGAGUUUCCCUGUGUUAAUGUACAAGAUGUGGAUUUCUCAAGUGGAAUGCUGGCCAAUAUGGAACUCAAGAGGAUAAAAGUGAGGGAGAGAGAGGAGGAGGCUGCGAGUAGAGCUGUCACUGUCAGUCUGGUCAAGGUGGAGAGUAAAGCAUAGGAUUGGGAUUGUGGGUAAGCUAAAUAAUAAAGUGUUUUGUUUGUU